GGAGCAGGCAUUUUUCUUUCGUGUAAAGAACGAGAAAUUCGCGGCAGUCAUUUGAUCGUGCAGCUGGCGCGUGUGUACUUCUAAUGGACUUCGAUGCAGGAUUGAAGACAGCCAUUGGAUGGAAUCGUUGGAAUAUGGAACUAAUUGGCAUCUGGCCGGAACCGGGAAGAACUGACGAACGAUUGUCACAUUUCAAGGCUCUAAUUUAUUUGUCCAUAAUAACUAUAUUUGGAACUGGACCGCAGAGUGCGAACCUAUUUUUCAUAUGGGGGAAUCUUGAGUUGGUGACAGAAAACCUGUCAACAGCUAAUAUUCCUGGUAUAAACGCUAUGAUAAAGCUGAUCUUUGCUUGGUACUACAAAGACUGUACGUAUAAAGAGGACAAGCGAUCUGCUAAACAAUUACAAUGUUGCACGCUUAAAUUCUAUUCUUUCAAACCUAUCAUGAAGUCUUUCUACGAUGACUGGCGCAGUGCGAAGACGGAAGAAGAAAAGACAGCGAUGCUGAAGAUGGCUAAACCUGCGAACUUUAUUUCCGUCUGGUGUUCAAUAUUAACUCUCACAAUGGUCACUGCAUAUUUAAGCCUUCGAUCUAUUAACGUCUAUCUUUCUGAUAGAUUACACGAAAACCAGGAUCAUUUGAGCUUGUAUCCUGGAUAUUUUCCCUAUAACAUUCGACCAGUACCGAUAUUGUUAAUGACCAAUUUUGCUCAAGUAAUUGCGGGAUAUUCAGCUACUAUUUGCUAUACCACUGUCGACACUUUUAUCGCUAUGUUAGUCCUGCAUAUAUGUGGACAAUUUGAAAUUUUAAGGAAGAAAUUAACAAGAUUGAUGGACGGCGAGGAAGGAAAUAGAAGCAUAGAUGAGUUUCAAAAGGAGUUGGUUUGGAUUAUUACCAAGCACGAGCAUCUGAACUGGCUUGCACAGACGAUCGAAAAAUGCUUUAGUCCGCUAUUGUUGCUACAGAUGUUACUGUGUACCAUCGAAAUAUGCUUUCAAGGUUUCUUGUUCUUUAACAAAAGUUACUUUGGAUGGUUUCAGAGUAGAGAAAUGAGCAAUAGCGCGUACGAAUCGAAUUGGUACAACGUCUCACCUUCUCAAACCAAAUGUCUUCUAUUCAUCAUGAACCGGUCCACUCGUCCACUUUGUUUGACUGCAGGCAAAUUUGGUAUCUUCUCUAUGGAACUGUUCAGUACCGUAUGUACAAAUAUCGACUCAUAA
This is a messenger RNA of Bombus huntii, 1220 nucleotides long. RefSeq names its product odorant receptor 9a-like. Lineage: Eukaryota; Metazoa; Arthropoda; Insecta; Hymenoptera; Apidae. Gene Ontology annotation, molecular function: olfactory receptor activity; odorant binding. Gene Ontology annotation, biological process: detection of chemical stimulus involved in sensory perception of smell; sensory perception of smell. The coding region runs from base 84 to 1220 and encodes 378 amino acids. The record is from RefSeq and is a predicted model, not a curated record. The transcript is spliced from 5 exons. Gene Ontology annotation, cellular component: plasma membrane.